AUCCCGUGCAAGAAUAGAGCAAUUACAUUACAUGACGAAGAAGGCACACGAAAUUUUCUGGUGGCCUUUUACCCAGCAUAAGCUUAUAUCUAAAGACCAUGUCAUGAUGAUUGAUUCACGCUGUGGUGAGAACUUUGCAGUGCACAGUGUCAAUAACUCUAUUAAGAACACGGAUUCUAUAAUUCAACGGUUUGAUGCUUGUGCUAGUUGGUGGACACAGGGACCUGAUGCUAGUUUACAGAUUGAGCUUGCAAGAGACAUGGGAUAUGCUACCUCUAGGUAUGGGCAUGUAAUGUUUCCUCAGAAUGUUCAUGAGCCAGCUUUGAAGUGUGCUGAACUUUUGCUUGAAGGUGUUGGAAAAGGAUGGGCUUCAAGGGUAUACUUUUCAGAUAAUGGAUCAACGGCAAUUGAAAUAGCUCUUAAAAUGGCACUACGCAAAUUUUUGUUUGACCAUGGGUUUCUUUUUGAAAGUCCAAAUGGUAAUGAUGUUGAUAAAUAUAUCAAUUUAAAGGUUUUGGCUCUUAGAGGAUCUUAUCAUGGCGAUACAUUGGGAGCUAUGGAAGCACAGGCACCUUCACCUUACACUGGAUUCUACCAACAACCAUGGUAUAAGGGAAGAGGGCAUUUCUUAGACCCACCAAAAGUUUCCUUGUGCCAAGAUGUUUGGAAACUUUUCAUCCCAAAGAAAAUUCAACCUAACAUAGCAAAUGAAGAAGAUUUGAUUUUCAGCUCACGUGAUGAAAUCUUUCAAAAAGAACGGGAUGUAUCAGGUAUUGCUGAUGUGUAUUCAUCGUACAUAUCACAAGAGUUAUUGGAGAAUCUGGAUCCUAGAGGAUAUAUCUCUAUUGGAGCAUUGAUUAUUGAGCCAGUGAUCCAAGGUGCUGGUGGAAUGGAAAUGAUUGAUCCUUUAUUUCAAAGGAUACUCACAAGAGAAUGCCACAGACGGAAGAUUCCUGUCAUAUUUGAUGAGGUUUUUACUGGAUUUUGGCGCCUUGGAGCAGAGUCUGCAGCGGAGUUGCUUUCCUGCCAACCAGAUAUUGCCUGCUUCGCAAAAUUAAUGACUGGUGGAGUUGUACCCUUAGCCGCUACACUUGCCUCAGAAGAAGUUUUUGAAGCUUUUAUUGACGAUUCAAAGCUCAAAGCUCUUUUACAUGGUCACUCGUACACUGCUCAUGCUCUGGGCUGUACAGCUGCUGUUAAAUCAAUUAAAUGGUUUAAAGACUGCAAAACAAAUUCUAAUUUGACACAUGGAGGGAGACUGCUAAAGGAGAUGUGGGAUGAGAACCUAGUUCGACAUAUCUCUCUACUCCCAGCCGUUGAUAGGGUGGUUGCUUUAGGGACUCUAUGCGCGAUUGAACUUCGAGUAGAAGGUUCCAAUGCAGGGUAUGCAUCACUCUGUGCUUCAAACCUUCUUCACAAGCUCCGAGGUGAUGGCAUUUACAUGAGGCCUCUCGGCAACGUUGUUUACCUCAUGUGUGGGCCCUGCACCUCGCCCGAUGUUUGCCGCACCGUAUUGGAAAAGGUUUUCAGGAGACUGGAGGAGGUGAGCCAGGCCAAGAUUGUUUAACCACUUUGUUCAAACUGUUGAAGAAGCCUAAAGUUAUGCACUUGAAAAGGUUUCAUUUCUCACCUCUCACUUGGUGGCAAUUGCAUAUGCUCUCUUUCCCAAGUCCAGUUGCGGUAGACUUGAUGCUCCUCUUCCAAAUUAAAGGUAUUUAGUUAAA
This is a messenger RNA of Cuscuta campestris, 1724 nucleotides long. The record is from the annotation of a GenBank genome assembly. NCBI's taxonomy places the organism in Eukaryota, Viridiplantae, Streptophyta, Magnoliopsida, Solanales, Convolvulaceae.